Opisthocomus hoazin is the source of this 573-nucleotide messenger RNA. RefSeq names its product guanylate cyclase activator 1C (gene GUCA1C). The record is from RefSeq and is a predicted model, not a curated record. Gene Ontology annotation, molecular function: calcium sensitive guanylate cyclase activator activity; calcium ion binding. Lineage: Eukaryota; Metazoa; Chordata; Aves; Opisthocomiformes; Opisthocomidae.
AUGUUUGAUGCUAUGGGUGCUGCUGGAUCGGCGGAUGACAUUAAUGCUAUGGAAAUUCACCAUUGGUACACAAAAUUUAUGAAAGAGUGCCCAUCUGGACAGCUUUGUCUGCAUGAAUUUAAACACGUCCUGGAUCUACAUGGACUUACUCCAGAAGCUAACAGCUACGUUGAACAAGUAUUUCACACAUUUGACAUGAAUAAGGAUGGAUUUAUAGACUUCUUGGAGUUCAUAGCUGCAAUAAAUUUGGUCAUACGAGGGAAAAUUGACCAAAAAUUGAAAUGGUACUUUAAGCUAUACGAUGCUGAUGGAAAUGGAUGUAUUGACAAAAAAGAACUAUUAAGCAUAUUCACGGCUAUCCAGGCUAUUAACGGCCACACCAACAUGUCUGCUGAAGAGUUCACAAACAUGGUAUUUGAGAAGAUAGAUGUGAACAAUGACGGGGAACUGACUUUAGAAGAAUUUAUCAAUGGUGUGGAAAGAGAUGAGGACCUCUUGGAACUGAUUACAAAAAGCUUUGACCUUUCCAACGUACUCAAAGUCAUACAGAGCGGCAGAAGACACAGCAUCUGA